AAAUUUUGUGAGGGUGAAUGUCUACUGUAUUCUCUAAGGGAAUCAAGAAACAGUCAACAAUUCUGCGCAGAUUACUCGGGGUGAAAAAAUAAUCAGACCGCGAUGUAUUAUUAAUAUUAAUAUGUCUUUAGAAUUGGAAAAAAUAUUUGUGAGAUUGAAUGCCGAUUAGAUUUUCAGAGGAAAUCGAGAGAUAAUGGACAGUUCGGCGCACCUUAAUUGGAAUUAAGACAAUCGGGGAGGAGAAAUGUUAAUAUUUUUUUUUUUAAUUUUUUUAUUAAUAUUGACAGAUCGUAAACUGUUCGGUAUAUCGGCUUGCUAUAAAAAUCUGAGAGAUGUGAAAUAUGAAUAUUAUUCUGGAUGAAUAAAAAUUUGUGAAUGACAAUUAUUUUCCCAGGCGGUACUGGCGACGAAUAAGAAACUGGAUGCUUUUAUUGAGAUUAAAAAAAAAACAAAAAGCGAAAUAUUAAUAUUGCUCAGAAUUUCCACGAAUAUUUUAUGACGGGAACGGACGAAUUUCUUCUUAAAAAAAUAGACCGCGAAUGAACCACUGGACGCAUUUUAUGUGAAAAAUUUAAUAAACAGAAAUAUAAAUAUUGCAAUAAUUUUUCAGAUGAUUUAGUGAGGAGAACUGACAACUAUUUUCCUAGGAAAUAAUUCACGGAUAAUAAACAACUCAGCGGGUUUUAAACAAACAAUCUACAACCAAUAUUAUUCGAAUAAAUGAGCGGUAACAAACAGGAGAGGAAUAUUAAUAUUUUUCUGGAUAAAAAAAAUAUUCUGUGAAGGGAAAGUUUCAGUGUCAAGGGCAAGAGGUGACAGCUGAUAGUGACAAGAAGGGAAUGAGAUAAAUCCGAUAAAUAUCGGACCGAGAGUCAACACUCGUGGAUGUAGUAGCUGAGGUAGUUGAAACUAGUGGCUGAAAAUCCUCCAGACUAUCGAGAUGAACAUGUUGAAAACUCCCUGAGGAAUGGGAUCGGUUCACAUAAAAAAUUCGUAAAUAACAUAAUCAAACAGAGGACACGACACUUUUUAUGAAUUCUCAACAGCAAUUCUCAUUUAUACUCGAGGCACAAAAUUGUCAUGGAUUGAAAAGUGCGAAUAAAUGGAAAUGAUGCAUGUCCGGAUGAUUGAUGGGCCAGAUAGGGCAGAUAAAGUGCUAAUAAAAACAGUGAGAGCUCGCGAAUGAAAGAGUGAUUACAGAAAGAAGAUUAGGGGUAAUGGGGAGUGAUCAGUGGUACCCGGGGGAAACCGGGUGAGGAUAAUUAGUGAUACCAGUGCAGAAGCUCCAGACGGAGGGGAACGAUAUGUCUUUCUUCGAGGAUGUACUCGUUAAUGAUACUGAUGGGAACUUUACCCAGUUACAAAAUCAAUACAUUGAUCUCAUCAAUGAUUCGAUGAAUGCGUCGAAUCGAUCAUUGGCGGAGGUCAAUACCACUGACAUCGAUCCAUUCUACUUUUAUGAGACGGAACAGUUUACAGUACUGUGGCUGCUAUUCGCUGUAAUUGUGGCAGGUAAUACAGCAGUACUGGCAGGUCUGCUUUUGGGAAAACGCCGGAAAUCACGAAUGGACUUUUUCAUCAAACAGUUGGCGUUCGCUGAUCUGCUGGUUGGGUUGAUCUCUGUAUUGACAGAUAUCGUGUGGCGUUCAACAGUCACUUGGUAUGCCGGAAAUAUAGCCUGCAAGCUCAUAAGAUUCUGUCAAGUCCUAGUCACGUACAGCUCAACCUACGUACUUGUAGCGUUAUCAAUUGACAGAUAUGAUGCAAUCACAAGACCAAUGAAUUUCUCUGGCAGCUGGUGGAGAGCGAGAGCCCUGGUGGCAGCUGCUUGGGGAUUGUCCGCGGCUUUUAGCAUUCCAAUUAUCUUCCUCUACGAGGAAACGGUGGUAGAGGGUAAGAAGCAGUGCUGGAUUGAGCUGAGUUCACCGCUUAAGUGGCGUGUUUACAUGACCCUAGUCAGUUUCACAUUAUUCGUAGUUCCAACGAUAAUCAUUGGUGGAUGCUACACUGUCAUUGUGGCGACAAUAUGGUCUCAAAGUAGUGUACUGAGACAAGGGCCCAUGAGAGAUAGGAGAGCAUCUUCCAGAGGGCUCAUACCGAGAGCUAAAAUCAAGACUGUUAAAAUGACGUUUGUCAUCGUUUUCGUGUUCGUACUUUGCUGGAGUCCCUACAUUAUUUUCGAUUUACUCCAAGUAUACGGCCACAUACCGCGCACCCAGGCCAACAUCGCCAUAGCAACCUUCAUCCAGAGUUUAACUCCACUCAACUCAGCAGCAAAUCCCAUCAUCUAUUGUUUCUUCAGCACAUCAUUCUGCAAAACUAUACGGAACAUGCAGGCGAUUUCCUGGAUUUCUGGAUGGUGCCCUUCACGUACACAUCACUGCUUUGGCACCAGUCAUAAUCACCACAGCACGAGGACAACAAUUACAACAUCAUUGACAGCGCAGUCAUCGAGGCGUAGCAACCACAUUGCUAUGAUCCACUCGACAUCAAGAAAACACGUGAUGGUGUCUCUGGUUUGAUGUGGAUGAACAGCAGAAGUUUUUGAAUCAAAGCUGAAGAAUCCACCACUUGUUUUGUGAAAAACUGACAGCUUAACGACUUACAGUGAGUUAGAUUGAAUAUAACAAAUUUAUUCGCGUGUAAAUAUCAGAGCCAUUGUCAUUAUUAAUCAAUACAGAGAAUAAUAAACAUUUCUUACUCAGGAGAAAUCAAUUAAUUCCAGGAAUUUGAACUUGUGUAGAAGAUCUUUUGCAGAAAACAGGAAGAAGUGUAUGGAAAGUGAUCUGAAGAGAAUAAACAAUUUUUAUAAAUUUUAAUGAAUAUUCAAAGAAGGGGUGAGGUGAAUAAUGAAGAGAAUUCACGAAACGAAGUAUUCUUCCAUGCGAUUUAUUUGUCAGAUCUCAUGGAUCCAAGAAUUAAGUGACUUCUUCUGAAAUCAAGAAAUCUUUUUUCUCUGUUCAUUUAGGCAAAAAUUUUAAUAAUACAAUACUGGAGAGAUAUAUUGAUGCAAUCAGACUCCGAAACGAUGAAGAAAUUUUCUUGACGAACGUUUCCUCGAGCUAUUCUGUACAAAAAAAAAUAUUCUACAAUUCCUCCACUAGUUUAAAUAGCUUCAAAACAAAGAGGAUUUAAGCCGGAUUAAUUACAGAAUUUUCAGAUUAACGUAACGACGAUGUAAUUGGAGAAUUAAAAGUAUCGACGUUUCGUUUAACCGCUUCCACAAGGAGAUGAAAGCCUCGCAUUUUAUUAUUCUGUGAGGAUGCGGCCAUUCCAAACGAACCUAGUGUAAUUGAGGAAAAAAAAUUGCUAUAAAUUUUUCUAAUAAUUUGAAUUCUGACACACAUGCUCCCAUUCCUCAACUUAUUUGGAGUAUUUCCAGAGUUCCAUUGCGGCACUUCCUCAUAGACGAAAGAAUAUGACAUGAAUCAUUGCUAUGCAAUUCUAUCAGUAUUUAUCUGUUUCAUGACUUACGAAACUACUUGUGUAGUCGUAACUCUCAUGAAAUCCACGGAAAACGAUGCGCUCAAGUAUUUAUCUGUGUACAUAUAUAAAUAUUGUAAUAACGUUGACUUAAAAGACCUGUCAAUCAUUCUUCAUAUGAUAUUUAUAUAGAAUUCUGGUGAUAGUCGACUUUAAUAUGAAAUAAUAGGAUUUUUAUUUAAUCUAUACUGUGGAAAUAACAAGCCCGGAUUUUAGGAAUCCUAAAUGUCCUGUGAAUGGAGUAAAUUUAAUUCCUGGAGAAAAAUCAUUGAGAUGGAAUUCACUUAGAAUAUAUUUAUGUAUUCCUUAACGUAAUGUGUAUC
Messenger RNA from Fopius arisanus, 3806 nucleotides. It is a transcript of the gene CCAP-R, whose product is annotated as cardioacceleratory peptide receptor. The transcript has 8 exons. Gene Ontology annotation, cellular component: plasma membrane. The record is from RefSeq and is a predicted model, not a curated record. Bases 1305 to 2522 code for a protein of 405 amino acids. Gene Ontology annotation, biological process: neuropeptide signaling pathway. Gene Ontology annotation, molecular function: neuropeptide receptor activity; vasopressin receptor activity. NCBI's taxonomy places the organism in Eukaryota, Metazoa, Arthropoda, Insecta, Hymenoptera, Braconidae.